AUGCCGGUGUUCGUCAAGAAAAGUGGUCUAAUUCAAGAAUUCAGCAAGGAGCUUGUGACUCCAGAACAUGAUGUCCAUGGCCAAAAAGUGAGCAGUUUUACUAUGAGGAGUGUGACCGUCUUCACCCUCCAUUUGACAGUCACAGUUCUCCUGUGUCUCUACGGGGACGUGAGCUGCCUGGAGGUGACACCGCGUGACGGCGAACUCGUCCUGGCCGAGGGCUCCUCUCUCACACUCACCUGCUCUGGAUCGGGGACCACUACCUGGGAGUUCAAGAGGGACGAUGUUCCUUAUUUCCAGGUUGAACUAGGCCUUCGUGGUAUGCAGAGCUACCAAAUAGUGCAAAAUGGCGCAAACUCUAGCACUUUGAGCCUGUGGAAUGUAAGCUGGAAACACACCGGCGUGUAUCUGUGCACUGAUCGAUAUAAUGGAGAAAAGAAGGAAGUGAACGUGUUUGUCCCAGAUCCUGAAGUAUGGUUCGUGGAGAGCGCUCAUGGCAUGCUAACCAAGACCAGUGAGCUUACCACCAUCCCCUGUGUGGUCACCAACCCGAAGAUCAAUGUCUCCCUCUAUGAAAAGCACACUGACCUGCCAGUAAAGGGGCUCUACGUUCCGAGUGAGGGCUACACUGCAGCCCUAGAGGAUAGGACGUAUGUUUGUCGCGGGGAAAUGAAUGGAGAAGUGAAAGAAUCUCAGGCUUUCUUCGUCUUUAGUAUUUUCGUCCCAGAGGCCAUUGACGCCUACGUCAACUCAUCAAAGACGGUGCUGAAGCAGGGUGAGCCGCUGACAGUCAACUGUACCGUACAUGGAGCAGAACUAGUCUUUUUUUCUUGGGACGUCCCCAAUGGGGAGGCUGCUGAUGUGGAACCCCUAACAGAUGUCCUGUCAGCAAUGAGCAUGAGAUCCUGCCUCAUCUUUCCUCGUGCCACGCCGGCCCUCAGCGGAAACUAUGUGUGCCAUGUCCACGAGGGGGUCCAGGACCAGACGGCAUCUGCCAGUGUCAACAUCACAGUACUCGAACGAGGCUUUGUGAAAAUACAGCCGGCUGAGGAUAGCCACGUUUCGGCCCGGCUACAGGAGAACGUAGAGCUGAGGGUGGAAGUGGAAGCCUAUCCUGCCCCUCAGGUCAGCUGGAGCAAAGAUGGCACUGACAUCACAGGAGACAAAAUCAUCAUAAACAGACAAGAGCAGGAGAUCAGAUUUGUCAGCAUCCUCAUGUUGGUGCGAGUGAGGCCAGAACAGAAAGGCCUCUACACUGCCCGGGUCACCAAUGGAGAUGACACUAAGGAAGUGACUUUCGACCUGGAAGUCCAAGUUCCCUCUCAGAUUAAAAAUCUGACUGACCACCACCUUCCCGGGAAGCGGCACCUUGUGACCUGUGUAGCUGAGGGAGUCCCGACCCCGACCAUCCAGUGGUACAGCUGCGACAGCAUGCUCAAGUGCAAUAACAAGAGUACAAUAUGGCAACCGCUGGCACCGGAAGCAGACUUGUUGAGCAUCCAGACCAACGUCACUCACAGCAAGAGCCGUAAAACAAGUCAGGUGUGGAGUCAGCUGAUCUUCCACAAGCCGCAGCACGUCACUGUUCGCUGUGAGUCCAGCAACCAGUUGGGGACGGUGGACAGAAGAGAUGUCAAACUGGUGUCCAGCACGCUGUUCUCCCAGGUGGCAGUGUUGGCUGCAGUCCUGGCCUUGGUGGUCAUCAUCAUCCUAUCCAUAAUCAUCCUCAUUGCAGUGUGGAGGAAGAAACCUCGCUAUGAGAUCCGCUGGAAGGUCAUCGAGUCAGUAAGCCAGGACGGUCAUGAGUACAUUUAUGUGGACCCCAUCCAUUUGCCAUAUGACCUCACUUGGGAGAUGCCCAGAGACAACCUGGUGUUGGGCCGUACUCUUGGUUCGGGUGCUUUUGGCAGGGUGGUCGAAGCUACGGCGUAUGGUCUUGCUCAUUCCCAGUCCAGCACAAAAGUGGCCGUGAAAAUGCUGAAAUCAACAGCCAGAAGGAGUGAGACUCAAGCCCUGAUGUCAGAGUUGAAGAUUAUGAGUCACCUGGGUCCUCAUCUCAAUGUUGUCAAUUUACUGGGAGCCUGCACCAAACACGGUCCUCUAUACCUGGUGACUGAGUACUGUCGCUAUGGUGACUUGGUGGACUACCUGCACAGAAACAAACACACCUUCUUACAAUAUUAUGCUGAGAAGAACCAAGAUGACGGCUACUUGAUCUCGAGGGGAAGCAGUCCCCUCAGUCAAAGGAAAGGCUAUGUCUCAUUUGGAAGCGAAAGUGAUGGAGGUUACAUGGACAUGAGCAAAGAUGAGCCCUCCAUCUAUGUCCCAAUGCAAGAACAAAUGGAUUCCAUUAAAUACGCCGACAUUCAGCCAUCUCCGUACGAGUCGACCUAUCAGCAGGACCUCUACCAGGAACAAGUUGACAGCAGACUGGACCUGAUCAUCAGUAACUCGUCCACACUCACCUAUGACGACCUGCUGGGUUUCAGCUACCAAGUGGCGAAAGGCAUGGAGUUCCUGGCCUCCAAAAAUUGUGUUCAUCGUGACCUCGCUGCCAGGAAUGUGCUGAUCUGUGAGGGCAAACUAGUGAAGAUCUGUGACUUUGGGCUGGCAAGAGACAUCAUGCAUGACUCCAACUACAUCUCGAAAGGCAGUACUUUUCUGCCCCUCAAGUGGAUGGCACCAGAAAGUAUUUUCCACAAUCUGUACACAACCCUGAGCGAUGUGUGGUCUUACGGAAUUCUUCUUUGGGAAAUUUUCACACUGGGAGGAACUCCAUACCCGGACCUACCAAUGAAUGAGAUGUUCUACAGUGCUCUGAAGAGAGGCUAUAGAAUGGCCAAGCCUGCACACGCCUCUGAUGAAGUCUACGAGAUAAUGAAGAAGUGCUGGGACGAGAAGUUUGAGAAGAGACCCGAGUUCUCCUUUUUAGUUCACAGCAUGGGCAACAUGCUGACUGAAAGUUAUAAAAAGAAAUACAGCCAAGUCAAUGAAAAUUUUCUGAAGAGCGACCACCCGGCUGUCGCCCGCACUAAGCCCCGCCUCACCUCUCCUUUCGCGGGAGCAACCCCGACUUUCAGCACCCCCUCCUCAGUCGCCCUUUCCUUCAGUCCAGAGCAUCGCAGUCAGGGUUCAAGCCCGGUUAACUCUCAGGAUGUCAUCCCUUUGUACAACGACUACAUCAUACCCAUCCCGGACCCCAAGCCUGAGGACGUCUUCAAUGGCAUGGAGUCGGAAAGCCCUGCAAGCUCUGUGGCUCUGGAAGAGGAGACGGACUCAAUGUCGCAGGACACGGCAGAUACGCUUCCAGAAGAAGACCGGCUGGAGAGGACCAGCGAGAGAGACGCGCUACUGGGAUUCUCGGGGACGCCAGAGGUAGAGGACAGCUUUCUGUAG
Nerophis lumbriciformis (worm pipefish) is the source of this 3396-nucleotide messenger RNA. NCBI's taxonomy places the organism in Eukaryota, Metazoa, Chordata, Actinopteri, Syngnathiformes, Syngnathidae. The record is from RefSeq and is a predicted model, not a curated record.